Salvia hispanica is the source of this 1485-nucleotide messenger RNA. RefSeq names its product D-mannose binding lectin protein with Apple-like carbohydrate-binding domain-containing protein. The record is from RefSeq and is a predicted model, not a curated record. NCBI's taxonomy places the organism in Eukaryota, Viridiplantae, Streptophyta, Magnoliopsida, Lamiales, Lamiaceae.
CUUUACUACUUUCCAUGGAUCUUCUUCUUCUUCUUCAACCUUAGCUUAAUUUUUCUCCCUCAAAUUCACACAACAUUGUCAUGAAAAUCCAUGUGUUUGCUCUACUCAUCACCAUCAACCUUGCAAUCAACCAAUCUCUCUCCGCAUCCGAAAUCACCACUGGAUAUCAAGUCACUCUCGCAGUUCCAUCCGAUUACACAAAGGGCUUUGUGGGGCGCGCUUUCCUCAUCAAAACCGACCAAAAUCCGCCUUAUUUUAGCGCUGCGAUUAGCGUGGAAGCCGUUGAAGAAGCACAGAGGUUUUCUUGCUCUUUAGAUGUUUUUCUCGGGGAAGUCAGAGUGUGGAGCUCUGCCCAUUUCUCCAGAUUCUACGUCGAUGAACAGUGUGUUCUCGAGUUCAACGAUAUCGGGGAUUUGAGAUUGAAGGGGCAAAAUGAGAGAGUUGGUUGGAAGAGUGGAACUUCAACACAAGGUGUUAAGAGAUUGAGUUUGUUGAGAACUGGGAAUUUGGUUCUUGUUGAUGAGAUGAGAUUGAUUAAAUGGCAAAGUUUCAAUUUCCCCACUGAUGUUAUGGUGUGGGGGCAGAGGUUAAGUUCUAAGACAAGAUUAACCUCUUUCCCGCCAAAUUCUACUCUGUUUUACUCAAUGGAAAUCAAGGAUGAAAAGAUUGAGUUGUUUUUGAAUGAUGGGAAAUCAAGAUAUUCUUAUUGGGAAUAUAAGCCAAUUGGUGGGAGAAACAUCACAUUUGUGGAGUUGUCUUCUUAUGGUCUCGAGAUCUUCAAUGGAAAGCACAGAUACGAUCAGAUCAGGACGACCGCCACGUCGUUGGACCCGUUGAGGUUCCUCUCUCUCGACAACAACACGGGCAAUUUGAGGAUGUACCAUUACUCGGAGGUGACCGGGAAGUUUGAGGCUUCUUAUCAAGCACUCAACUUCACUUGUGAUCUCCCCCUGGCAUGCAAGUCCUACGGCAUCUGCUUGUUGUCGGGCUCGUGCUCGUGCAUCCGUCUCGUUGGGGACGUAUGCAACGAAGCGGGAGGAGCGUGUGGGGCAAGGGACUCAGAGAUGGUGGAGCUCAAGGAUGUCGUGAGCGUGCUCACUAGCGAAUCUUACAAGGAUCGCGUUGGGAAACAGGAAUGCUCGCGUUUAUGUAAUGAAGACUGUGCGUGUGUGGCCGCGCAGUAUGUGGAGGAUGAAGAUGAAGAUGAAGUUGAGAGUUUAGGGAAGUGUUUUUUGUAUGGGAUUGCAAGAGGGAUUAGGAAGGUUGAGAGAGAGAAUGAGAGAGUUGCAUAUAUUGUUAAGGUUGGGAGAGGGUUGAAUGAUAGUCAUAGUAAGAAUUUUGGGUUGAAAAAAUGGGUGAUAAUUGUUGUGGUAGUGGUUGAUGUAUUUAUUAUUUUGAUUAUUUUGUGUGGUGUUGGAUAUUAUUUUUUUUGGAAAAAGAAAAGGAAUUUGGCAGCUAGAGAGCAAGCAAGUUAGUUGCUCACAA